GGGCAGUUAACUCUAGACAAGGAAGUUAGACGAGACCAAGUCUGACGCUGAGGUUAAAUUAAAAAUAGACAGAAAAACAGCCGUGACAAUGCCGUACAUGUUGAUAAGCACACAGAUACGACUGGAGAAUGGUCCGACAGUUGUUGGAGAUGAAUGGAGUGACCUCCAGUUAAUGGACUAUCUUGGUGCAUCCUUGUACAAACAGCUUGGAAACAACUUUCUGGAGUACAAGAGCCCUGACCCGCCCCGUGUCGUCCUCAACAAGUUGGAGAAGAAGGGAUUCUCAGUUGUCAGCAUGACAGGCGUAGGGCAAACCUGCAUAUGGACUCUGCACCGACCAGAGGCAUUAGAGGAUGAUAAGAAUAAGAAUCAGGCCAGCUGAGUGGGGACAAGAUGGUCUGAUUGUGUAGGACAACAAGGAAGUCUGUUGUGAGCAACAACAUAGUAUUCAAGCGUAUAUAUGUGUUUUUCGUGGCUGUGAUCUGGAGAACAGUGGUCGAAAUAACAUUUUGCACCGAAAUCAAUAAAAGUAAAUGCUAAAUUCAAGUAUUAUUAUAAUUAUGUGAAAUAAGUUGGGAAUAUUAUUGAGGGGUGGUGGGGUAACCUAGUGGUUAAAGGUUCAAUUGUCACACCAAAAACCCGGGUUCGAUUCCCCACAUGGGUGCAAUGUGUGAAGCCCAUUUCUGGUGUCCCCCGCCGUGAUAUUGCUGGAAUAUUGCUAAAAGUGGAGUAACACCAUACACAAUCAGACACUGGGAAUAUAAUUGCUACCAUGAUGUGAUAGAUGGAUUACUAGUCCAUCUAAAUCUAUCUGGACACAAGAGUCAAGGAGUUAUUUUAAGCACUGUUGAAGGGUGAAGGGUGUAUGUAUCUCUGUGAGUGAUAAUAUUUCCAUGGCUGCAUCUCAUACAGGACAGACAGCGUUAAUGCAGCUCCAAGUCCAAAAUAGGGUUUGCAUGUGGUGCUGUUAACAUAAAUGUUUUGAAAUAAUAUGAAUAUGUCUAGUUUUCUCGUGGACAAUUUUAUUUUGCAAUGAACCUCAAUACAAAUGGGCCUUUACUUAUACUUUACCAGUUUCAUAAUGCUAUACAAUCAAACAAUCAGGACACUUAUUUGUGGUACCACCCUGCAGUGCAUACAAAUUUGAAAACAUUAUUUCUAAUAUUGAUGACUUAUGAUUGGACAAUAACAAUUUGGUAACUGGUUCUUGUUCAUUGCUGUGUCUGUCAUUGUCUAUGUAUUUUUCUAUUUGUUUAUUUCUAUGAGAAACAUUUAGCCUGGAGACAACAUAUAACGACUAUGGACAUGUCAGUUAGGACCUUUCGACAUGUUUGAGAAGAGGGUGAAUUUGGUGUCAAUUUAAAGAAAACAGGUCCUCAGUUUUAACCUUACAUUUGGUCUUGUAAUGAAUUUAUUUAUUUCCAGUAUAUGUAUAUGGUCUCUGAAAGGCAUUUAGAAGUGAAGGAGUAAGCAUACACUCCGAAACGUUGUGUUCCUCAUUAUAAAGAAGUUGACAUCCAUAUAUUCUCUUCCAUUAGUAUAUGUAUAUGUUUUACAGUCAAAUCUUCCAGCAUGUUGCAGCUCAGUUUGUCGUUUCCAGACAUUACAUAGACAAGAUAGUGUUGGUUUACUCAUGUGUCUUAAGUGAGUGAAUGAGUUGGGGUUAAUGCCGCUUUUAACAGUAUUCCAAUUAUAUCACAGCGUGUCAGCUUAAUGUUGGAGGAAAGCCCGAAGUGAUGCAGGUC
Molecule: messenger RNA, 1745 nt
Organism: Haliotis rufescens (red abalone)
Lineage: Eukaryota; Metazoa; Mollusca; Gastropoda; Lepetellida; Haliotidae
Product: GTP cyclohydrolase 1 feedback regulatory protein-like
Exons: 3
Coding region: 89-382 (97 amino acids)
Biological process (GO): negative regulation of biosynthetic process
Cellular component (GO): cytoplasm; nucleus
Molecular function (GO): GTP cyclohydrolase binding
Source: RefSeq, a predicted model, not a curated record